Molecule: messenger RNA, 5131 nt
Organism: Astyanax mexicanus (Mexican tetra)
Lineage: Eukaryota; Metazoa; Chordata; Actinopteri; Characiformes; Acestrorhamphidae
Gene: pip4k2aa
Product: phosphatidylinositol-5-phosphate 4-kinase, type II, alpha a
Exons: 10
Coding region: 878-2092 (404 amino acids)
Biological process (GO): phosphatidylinositol metabolic process
Molecular function (GO): phosphatidylinositol kinase activity
Source: RefSeq, a predicted model, not a curated record
CGGUAGGGGGCAGCACUGAGCGGGGCCGGAACCCCAGCUAGCUCACAGCAGCUAAACACGAACAGAUUUUAUAUUUGAGCUGUGUAGCGUCACGUACGUUUAAAUCGAUUUAUUCCGCGUUUUACACUUCUGCAGCACCGCUGCGCUGUAAAGGGAGACAGGCGGGUUAGAGAGGGAGGAGCGGCCGCGCUUUUAGACGAAAUCCAGCAGCUCUCCGCUGCUCUUUAGCCUGUUAGCCUGUCACCGCUGACUGCUGCUCUGCUGCUGCUGCUGGGGUGACGCUAGCUAGCGGAGGUGCUAGCUGGCUAACGGCGCUAGCGCCGGGUGGGACCGCUGGUACGGCUUAGUUUGGACCCGCGGGUUUCUGGUUUUCGACUGCGGACACACGCUGGCACUCAACCUGAGCUGUAGCUCGCCUCUUAUGGCGGAAUUGCGGAGGUUGUCGGUUUAGCUAAGCUAGCGCUUAUUUGGAUGUUGUAGCUAGCCAGCGGGGCUAGCCAGCUAGCUCACUGCGCUGCUGGCCCACAGCUGGGGUGCGGACUGCGGGGGACGAGGGCUGGAGAGAGAGAGAGAGGGAGCUGUAGCUGUGUGUUCGUGCUUAUUGCUCAUGUAUUUAAUAACCGGCUAGUUAGUUAGCUAGUUAUUUAUUUAGAUAGCAUUCUUGUUUUUAAUAUAUAUAACCCAAUCUAACGCUAGCUUACGUUAGGCGGUGAGUUGGCUUCGCCCAGCAAUGCCAAGUGCCAAUUAACUAACUAUCUACUGAGAGGGCAGUCUGAGCUCCACUGGCUUUCUCUAGAGGACUUUGGCACAGUGUGGUUAGUUAGCUAACCAGCUUGCUAGUUUAUUUAUUGCAGGAUUGAAUAGCUAAAAAGCAAGGAUGGCAACAGCUAGCAGCAUAGCCGCCUCGAUUGCGAGCAAAACAAAAACGAAGAAGAAGCACUUCGUGGCUCAGAAAGUCAAGCUGUUUCGUGCCAGCGACCCUCUGCUCAGUGUGCUGAUGUGGGGAGUCAACCAUUCGAUAAAUGAGCUGAGUCAUGUUCAGAUCCCGAUCAUGCUGAUGCCAGAUGACUUCAAGGCAUAUUCCAAGAUCAAGGUGGACAACCAUCUAUUUAACAAAGAAAAUAUGCCCAGCCAUUUUAAAUUCAAGGAGUACUGCCCUCUUGUUUUCCGUAAUUUAAGAGAGAGGUUCAACAUCGACGACCAGGACUUCCAGAACUCUCUGACACGCAGCGCACCCCUGGUCAGUGAGGCUCAGGGCCGGAGUGGUGCUCGCUUCCACACCUCCUACGACAAGAGGUACGUCGUCAAGACCAUCAGCAGUGAGGACGUGGCCGAGAUGCACAACAUUCUAAAAAAAUAUCACCAGUAUAUUGUGGAAUGUCAUGGUACCACCCUUCUGCCUCAGUUCCUGGGUAUGUAUCGCCUCACUGUUGACGGAGAUGAAACCUACAUGAUCGUCACACGAAAUGUCUUCAGUCACCGUUUGUCUGUGUAUAAAAAGUAUGACCUAAAGGGAUCUACUGUUGCUAGGGAGGCCAGUGACAAAGAGAAGGCAAAGGAGCUUCCCACCUACAAAGAUAACGACUUCAUCAAUGAUGGCCAGAAAAUAUACAUCGAUGAGGAAAACAAGAAGAUUUUUCUUGACAAGCUGAGGAAGGAUGUGGAGUUUCUUGCCCAGCUAAAACUGAUGGAUUACAGUCUGUUGGUGGGCAUCCACGAUGUGGAACGGGCAGAGCAGGAAGAGGUGGAGAGUGAGGAUAAUGAAGGAGAUGAUGAAGGAGAGAGUGAUGGAGGGAUUGUGGGCACUCCGCCAGACAGCCCUAGCAACACUCUGGACAGCACCAAGCCCCUUUCGCCUGGUGACUUUGACCCUACCAUUGAUGUCUACGCUAUUAAGAGCCAUGACAACUCACCAAGGAAGGAAGUCUACUUCAUGGCUGUGAUUGAUAUUCUGCAACAUUAUGAUGCCAAGAAGAAAGCCGCUCACGCAGCCAAGACAGUCAAGCACGGAGCUGGGGCAGAGAUUUCCACCGUAAACCCAGAGCAGUACUCAAAGAGGUUCUACGAAUUCAUCACCACUAUUCUGCCCUAGCCUGGGGCAGAGCCAUGCAGAGUCCAUGGGUCAAAGAGGGACGCUAACGGAGGGGUGCCGAAAUGCGCUUAUCCCCUCCGUGGCAGGGGGCACCCUUACAGCAGCUACAACCACCAUUCGUUUACAUUUUUCAUUUUUAUUUGUUUGUUGUUUGUUUUUGUUUUGUGGGACCAUAAGGGUGAUGAUGAAAUAGAACAAGUAUAAAUCUUCUGGGGGAGAUAGGGAUUUUUGUUGCUUUCUGAUGCAUGUCCCUCAUGGCAUUGUAUUUGUUUUGUUUGAUUUUUUUUGUAUUUGUUUUUGUUAAUUUUGCCUUUUUAAGCAAAAGGGGCAGAAGAGAGCAAAAUACGAUGGAUUGCAGCUCAGCGAAUGGUGACUGGAGAUCACGUGUAGAAUGAGAUCAUUCAGAACAGAGGCCAAGCCUGGGAGAAGCAGAUGAAUGGGCGCUUUCGGCCGUUUGUAGAACUCAAGACCUUCGGUCAAAAAGGAACUGUGAAGCUGUCUUCCAUGCGAGCCAGUCGCCAAGCACCUAGUCAUCCAUCUGAACCUAAACCUAAUCAUAAGCCUUCUUUAUCAGACCCAAACCCAUGCUCCAUCCCAUCCUACCUGAUCUUCAACCUAAAAUUUAAGCUGUUCAUCCACCCAGUUAUCCAAAAAAAAUAAAAGCCCAAAACCUACCUAAACUUCAACACGAACCUGUCAUUCACCUUGGACCUGUCCUUCAUCCCUGCCUCCGCUUGUUUCAUUUGUCAAAGCCAGCAGCUUUAACUAGUGCUUUCCGGCAUGUAUAUCCAACAAGCAGUGGGCUACAGCACUUGACACCUCAGCACACUUGUCAAACCGCACGCUAAUCCCUCUGGGCUCAUCUUCUGUCCUCCUCUACCUUCUCCGAACUGACUUGACUGCAACAAGUGCUCUCAAGCUCCAUUCACAAAGGCGAAGAAGUGCUCGCCCUUGGAUUUGCAGAGCAUAGCAGCCAUCGGACUGUUUUGCAUGUUCCUUACAGUGUUUCGGAUGAGUGUAGUGUUUUUUUUUGUUUGUUUUGUCAUUUUGUUUUUUUUCUCCAGCUGUGUGUUUUUCUUUUUUAUCGCAGCAACACAAAAUCACACAGUGCAAAGAAGCCGAAGCAACAGCAUUGGUGGCAUCUCUUCAGUCAUCUGUGACGACAGUUAAAAAGAGAAUUUAUGACCUUUUGUUUGCCAUCAGCACCUUAAACUGUUGCACUUUUUUCUUUUGUUUUUAAAUUAGGAUCUGUUUGGUCUGUUACAUAACUGCAACAAUAGCACUAUGAGGCACUAUUGAAUGCAGCCCUGUGAUUUUGUGUUCACACGUGUGUGCUUGUCCUCAGCAGGCAGCCCAUAGUUUACCUCGCGCAUCAUACCGAUACACACUCAUGCGUGUAAAAUUACAGUGUUCCUUGGGGGGAGGGGUGUUUAAGGGAAGGGGUGAUGUGUGUUGUGAUAUUUUUUUUGCGCCAGCCUUUCCUUAAAUGUCAUGUAUGUCUGGUGAACUUAACAUUUUUUUAAAUUGGCAGUAGAAUCAGCAAUGUAUUGUAUGUUUUGCACAUUAAUGAACCAAAUGUUCAAAUAAUCCCAUUGGUUCUGCAAAGUGGUAUUUACAAGGGAAUCCCCCAGCACCUGUGCAGGGUGUGAAGAGUUUUGUCAACCGCAUUGAUAGAACUAGCUAACACAAUCUAAAACAUAACAUAUGACUAAAAAUGAUAAGCCUCUUUGUAUGAAUGUUUAGAAUUUUUCUGUUUUGUUUUUGGAUUACAUGCACAAUUUUUACUUUAGCUUUUUAAUCCAUACACAGAAUUGUCUGUUUUUUUAAGCAGCAUAUCACUAUUAAGUGGAAAAGUGAUGAAUGAAGAAUGUGUCCGUUUUAAAUUGUACAACUCGUAUGUACUGUAAAAGAAAGACAAAAAAUUAAGAUGCAUGUUGCAUUUGUUUGCCCUGUCCAGCCUGGUUCAGUUGUGAAACUGUGUGUGGAAUAGUCGCCCCUGCAAAAGAAAGAGAAAAAGGAAAAAAACAAAAAAAAAACAAAUAUGAUUUCAGACGGUCCUAAAUCUGCUUUAUACUGUGUUAGCAAUGUAUACACUGUGCAAGAGUUGUGCCUUUUUACUCCAAAUUAUUUAAUUUUGUAUUUUUUAAUCUUUGUUUUUCAGAGGUAAAAUGUUAUUUUCUAAUAUUAGAGUGGUUGAAAAAAAAUAAUCCAGACUUUUUUGUUUUUUCUUUUUCAUUGUUUUUUUGUGUAAUAUGCUAUUGCUAUCAUCCUCAGUGGAAUAAGGCCCAGAAGUUCAGCAAUGGGUGAGUGUGAAUGGUUAAUGGCCAUAAGGAGUAGGGACUGUUAAACUGGUCAUCAUAUUCAGUCUCUUAAACCAGUUUAUUCUCAGUAUUAUUAUCCUUAAUCCGUGUUAAUUUUUUUUCCUCGUUUAUUUUUUACAACGCUCGCGCAGUGAUUUAAUAAUACUUUGUUUUUUCUUUGUUAUUUUUGGGGGUUGGGCGGGGGACAAAAAAACAAAAGCCAGUGAUCCACUUCUUGAUUUUUACAUUGAUAAAAAAAAAAGAUAAUCCAAUUUGCUUUAAACCACUCUUUCAGUGGGUGUGAAACAGCUCCAUCUCCUGUCUCCUGAUUUUUCUUUCUUUUUGCCAAAAAGCCCAGUCUUUACUGUUCGUUUAAUUGGGAAAAAACAAACACAUAACCGGCUUUUGGAAACUGUAUUGUGCUUCUAUGAGUUGAAUGUUUUUGUUGUUGUUUGUUUGUUUUUGAUUUUUUUUUUAUAUUUAGGCCCUAUAAACACGGCGAACGUGUCCUGUUUACGUAGAUGUGGAAAGAAACAAAGAUGGAUGGAUGAGCGAAUGGGUGGAUGGACGGGUGGAUAGCUCCCUCUUUCAUGCCCGUGUAUGUGUGUGUGGAUGUGUGUGAAUGCUCCGUGGAUGUGAAAGCUCAGAAGAGGCUGGCUCGUGGUUCAUGGUGUUAACCAGUAUAAAAUACACUCCAUUUCAGAAGCAUCGCUCAAAACAAUAAAGCACUUUGCAAUUG